CCUCAAGGGCUGGAUUACUAUCUGUAAAAGCCGUGUUGAUAAAGGUAAUUUCGUAAAUGUAAGUCGGUGAAAUUACAUAAAUCUAAGAUUUGUAUUUUGUUCACGGUUUUUAUUGAGAGUAAUCUUAAAUUAUACAAAAGCCAUUAGGAAAAUCCCUCUUACUCCAUCAGUCAACUUGAGAAAUGGAGCUGAUCAUCUCGUUUCCUUUUCAUCUGUUUCUAAUGUUCAUACUUCAAAUACAAGAAUCCACCUCAGUGAAUCAUGUAUUUGUGCAGACUGGAAACGAUCUAAUUCUUAAUCUCACAGAAGCUGAAAUUCCCCCAAAUUCUACCUUUUGGGUCUGGCAAUUUAAUGGUAACUCAUUGGUAACAUUUUCACCUCCUUCACCACCAUCUGUUGAAGAGACUCACACCGGAAGAACUGAAGUCCUUGAGAAAAAAUAUAAUGUGAAAUUGAAGAAUCUACAAAAGUCAGACAGCGGUAUUUAUACUGCAAGGUCAGUACUGCCCGAGGACAAAAAACUAUCUGAAUACAACGUUACAGUUCAAGAUCCAGUGUCUCCAGUUGAUCUCACCGUUGACCUCACCUCCAGCACCUCCUCCAGUAUCUUCACAGUGACCUGCAGAGCAGGGAACUCUUCCAUCAGCAGCACUCUUAGAUGUGAGAAUCAAACGUGUGGAGAGAGUAGAGGGGUCACCACAUCUGGCUCUUCUCUUCAUAUCUAUCAGUUGGACAAAUCAAUCAUUUGUAACCAUAGAAACCAGGUCAGCUGGUCCGAAUCCACUAAAAAGAUUCAAGAUUCCUGCACCACACAAGCUUUCAACACAGCCCCCUUAUUUGUGAUAUUAGCUGCUGUAGUCGUUGUGGUUAUUGCCUGUGUGGUGUUCAAAAUGAGUAAAAGAAAGAGGAGCCCAAAUACAGUGUAUGAAGUUCCCCAGAUCAACCCACAGCCAAAUUCAUAUGAAAAUCCUGCAGAAAUUGCUCCUGCUCAUUCUCCAACAUCGACUUAUGCCUUGGUACAGUUUCCUAAUCGUCCUGAGCAGCACAUUGACGCCAGUUCCUGCUCAACCCCCCUGCCUGAAACAAUUUAUGCACAAGUUAACAGAGCUGAGAAAACGAACUCCCGCCGUGCUAAAGUCGCCAGAUGA
Messenger RNA from Fundulus heteroclitus (mummichog), 1148 nucleotides. RefSeq lists its product as uncharacterized. The transcript has 6 exons. The record is from RefSeq and is a predicted model, not a curated record. NCBI's taxonomy places the organism in Eukaryota, Metazoa, Chordata, Actinopteri, Cyprinodontiformes, Fundulidae. The coding region runs from base 183 to 1148 and encodes 321 amino acids.